This is a messenger RNA of Gopherus evgoodei (Goodes thornscrub tortoise), 1519 nucleotides long. RefSeq names its product gastrula zinc finger protein XlCGF49.1-like. Gene Ontology annotation, biological process: regulation of transcription by RNA polymerase II. Gene Ontology annotation, cellular component: transcription regulator complex; PcG protein complex. NCBI's taxonomy places the organism in Eukaryota, Metazoa, Chordata, Testudines, Testudinidae. Bases 1 to 900 code for a protein of 299 amino acids. The record is from RefSeq and is a predicted model, not a curated record. Gene Ontology annotation, molecular function: DNA-binding transcription factor activity, RNA polymerase II-specific; RNA polymerase II cis-regulatory region sequence-specific DNA binding. The transcript has 3 exons.
AUGCAGGAGAACUAUGAGAAUGUGACCUCGCUGGGGUUUCCUGUGUUCAGAUCCGAUGUGAUCUCCCAGGUGAAACAAACGGAAGAGCCGGGGACCCCAGUUCUCCAGGGCUUAGAAGAAAGAGAGAUUCUGAUGGCCACCUGUUCAGCAGGUGAUGGGAUGCUGAGUGAGAAUAUGGAGCAGAAUUCUCAGCAGGAAGAUGCUCAGCAAGUGGAAUCACAUGGGGGGUUACUGCAAGGAUCCCAAGGGAAUGUAUCCAGGCAUCAUGUGCAGGGAAAAGCCUGUGAGAGGCGGCAUAGGCCAGAGAGACAGCAGGAAAGCCAACCAGGGGAGGAAGUGGGUAAAUCCCCUAAUUGUCAAGAAACUCAGAACAACUUCAAGGAAACCACAGCCCAGCAGAGAAUCCAAACGGGAGAGAGACCCUAUAAAUGCGCUGAGUGCGGGAAGACCUUCAGUUUGAGUUCAAACCUUAUUAAACAUCAGAGGAUCCAUACAGGAGAGCGCCCCUAUGAAUGCGGCGAGUGUGGGAAGACCUUCACUCACAGCUCACACCUAACUAGACAUCAGAGAAUGCAUACUGGAGAAAGACCCUAUGAAUGCUGUGAGUGCGGGAAAACCUUCCGGUACCGCUCAGACCUUAUCACGCAUCAGAGAAUCCACACGGGGGAGAGGCCCUAUGAGUGCUGUGAGUGUGGGAAAAAUUUCAGUCAGAGCUCGAACCUUAUUAAACAUCAGAGGAUCCACACCGGAGAGAGACCCUAUGAGUGCUGUGAGUGCAGGAAGACCUUCACGCGGAGAUCAAACCUCAAUGCACAUCAGAGAAUCCACAAAGAUGCAAGACCCUAUGAAUGUUUUAUAUGGGAAAACCUCCACACUGAACUCACACCUUAUUACACAUGAGAGAAACCCUUAAAAACCUUUUCAAAGCCUGACAAAAGUUGUUGGGUUUUUUUGGUUGGUUUUUGCAUUAAUGCUUUUGUUAAUUCCCACCUAAUGAUCUUUAAGGAUUUUGGCAGAAUUAUCUUUACUGUGGUCUCUCACCUCCCCAGGUGAGUUGUUCACUUUUGUGUUUUGCUGCUCGCCCUUCCUUGGGGUGAACACUGUGGUCCUCUCUUAUCAGCUCCUGUGAGUCAUGGGAGAGCAUAUCUCUCCUGCCAAGAAUGUCCAUCAGCCAAGGUGAGGGAGAUAAGGAUGACCUUGAUUAGCUACACUGAAGCACAAUCUAUGUGGGCCUCAUCUCCACUAGGUUUUUCCCAUGCAGUUAGCUAGCUCCUGUUAGCUAUCCCAACGGAAAAAGACAGCUACUCUUGCAGGAGUGGGUGUGGUUAGCAAGCCUAUUUCCUCGUGAGCUGACCUCAUCUUUUGUGGCUUUUCAUAGUCUAAAAAAGCCCAGAACAUCACAUUUACAUUGUUCCUCCCAUUGCAAAGCAGUUGUGAGAGUCAUCAAGUUCCGCUUUGAGGAUAAAUUGCCUCAUUCCCUUUUGUUCUCACAUUGCCCUAGGAUGUGCUGAAGACCAGU